Messenger RNA from Impatiens glandulifera, 1398 nucleotides. Its product is annotated as calponin homology domain-containing protein DDB_G0272472-like. The record is from RefSeq and is a predicted model, not a curated record. The coding region runs from base 1 to 1398 and encodes 465 amino acids. The transcript has 3 exons. Lineage: Eukaryota; Viridiplantae; Streptophyta; Magnoliopsida; Ericales; Balsaminaceae.
AUGGGGCGCGAUUCGGCUUUGUUUAGGCACCUAUCUCAGGUGGAUUUCGAGGAAAUCUGGCUGAAAGGUACGUCCGAGGCAAAGGAGGUUAUUGACCGGGAUGGUAAAGAAGCCGAUGAUGAAGGCGACGACAAAGAUAAGGAGGAGGCCGAAGAAGCAGAGGCCGAUAGGGUAACUCUAAAACUCCUAAAGAUCGCCAAAGAGCGGGCCGAGUCGAUUGAGGAGUUAUACUUGGAAUGGCACGAGCACCGGUUCGGCACACCGUAUAGGGAAAUCCUACUGGGCCACACAAACUUGGAAUGCAUCCACAGACUAGAGGAGGUGGAGGACUUGAUCAUGAAUCUCACAAACUCCAACACAAUUCAAGAGGUAUUACACCGAACCUGCCUCUUAAAACCAAAGGUCCAACUACGGAAGCUAACCACACGCAUCCGGAAAAUUACGGAGGAGUUCAAAGCGGUGGGACCGGAAGACACCUUAACACCGCGGGUGUUAGAAAGGCUUGAAAAAGCCAAAGGAGACCUCAUUCAAGAAAUUGACCGGCUAGAAGCAAUAUGCAGUCAAAGAAAAAUACCGGUCUACACUGCUACCCGGAUCGAAACAAGUCCGGAUCACUGUACAACACCUCCAAGGGAGAAUGCGGCAUCAAAAGAAUCCGAUGAAAGAGCGGAUCCUAAACCCACCGGGCAAUCCCCUUCUUCACAACCGGAAGUCUCCGCAUCAGACUUCACAAAGGAAUGGGUUGAGGGCCGUCUCCAAAGGCUUGAAGACUCAACAGCAGAACGGAUUGAUAGCCGAAUUCAAGAGUUUGAAGACUCUGCGGUUCAGCCAUUCAAGGAGAGAUCCCAAAGAAUCGUUGGCUCGGCACUCAAGUUCGCCGACACCACAAGGUAUCUCUUGAACAGAAAUCAGGAACGGAUCUCAGAAAUGGACGAAGAUCUGCAGGAAGAGGCGGCUCUGCGCAGUAAAUAUGUUAAGCGAACCGCAAUUCUGGAGGAUUUGACCUCCGAGUUAAAGAAAGACUUCGACCGGUUUGAAAGAGAGACCGAUCAACGAUGGCUGAUGACCUGGUCGACACAACACUCGGACGAGUCUCCGAACUCGAGAAGAAAAAUGAGGGAUGCGCUGGAUGCCGAAGCGGGUAAAGAGAAGGAGGCACCGCGAUCAUCCCAACUUACCGAAGAAGAAGAGGAAGCCGAACGGAUUCGAAGGUCAGAGGCCAUGUUCCCAGGACUUGCUAAAAAAGCAGCCGCUCAAGCUGCGAAGGAUGCUGAGCGGUUGGAAAGGGAAACACGGAGGCUGGAAGGCUUCGCAGCCGACAACAAGAAGAAAAAGGCGGUCUCUUCUGCUUCAGCGCCAAAAAAGCGAAAGAGGGAAGCCCAAAGAAAGUUCAAAUAG